AUGGCGUUUGCCGCCAGACAAUGCCCUCAUUCUUCUCUUCUCUUCUCUCCUCUCCUCUCUCCUCUACUUCCUCUGUUCUGGAACUCUGCCAUCACCACAUGCACCCUCGAUGCUUCCAACCCGGGCCUCGCUUUCUUUAUUGCUGUGUCUACUGUUCUCCUCAAAACAGCACAACAAAAGAAUCUGGAAGGAUAUGUGGGCUUUGCGAGCCUGCCAAACCAAGUGUACAGGAAGUCAGUGAAGCGCGGCUUCGAGUUCACCCUCAUGGUUGUGGGUGAAUCUGGCUUGGGCAAGUCGACGUUGAUCAACUCUCUCUUCCUCACGGACCUCUACUCUUCAGAAUACCCUGGUCCUUCAAAUCGCGUCAAAAAGACAGUGCAGGUCGAGCAGUCCAAAGUGUUACUCAAAGAGGGUGGCGUUCAGCUUCUCCUCACGAUAGUGGACACUCCAGGAUUCGGCGAUGCGGUAGACAAUAGCAACUGCUGGCAGCCGGUGAUCGAUCACAUCGACCACAAGUUCGAGGAUUACCUGAACGCAGAGUCGCGGGUCAACCGGCGGCAGAUGCCUGACAGCCGGGUGCAAUGCUGCCUCUACUUCAUCGCUCCAUCAGGCCACGGGCUGAAGCCGCUGGACAUUGAGUUCAUGAAACGGUUGCACGAGAAGGUGAACAUCAUCCCCCUCAUCGCCAAAGCAGACACGCUCACCCCCGAGGAGUGCCAACAGUUCAAGAAACAGAUCAUGCAAGAAAUCAAGGAGCACAAAAUCAAGAUCUACGAAUUUCCAGAGACAGAUGACGAGGAGGAGAACAGACUGGUGAAGAAGAUCAAGGACCGCCUGCCCCUGGCUGUGGUGGGCAGCAACACCAUCAUCGAGGUGAACGGCAAACGCGUGCGGGGAAGGCAAUACCCGUGGGGCGUGGCAGAGGUUGAGAAUGGGGAGCACUGUGAUUUCACAAUCCUCAGGAACAUGCUCAUCAGAACCCACAUGCAGGACCUGAAGGACGUGACAAACAACGUCCACUACGAGAACUACAGAAGUAGGAAACUGGCCGCCGUCACCUACAACGGCGUGGACAACAACAAGAGCAAAGGCCAGCUCACCAAACUUGACACAGUUGAAGGCAUGAGCCCCCUGGCCCAGAUGGAGGAGGAGCGCCGGGAGCACGUGGCCAAGAUGAAGAAGAUGGAGAUGGAGAUGGAGCAGGUGUUUGAGAUGAAGGUCAAGGAGAAGGUGCAGAAGCUCAAAGACUCCGAGGCCGAGCUGCAGCGACGUCAUGAGCAGAUGAAGAAGAACCUGGAGGCUCAGCAUAAGGAGCUGGAGGAGAAGCGGCGCCAGUUUGAGGAGGACCGCGCCAACUGGGAGGCUCAGCAGCGCCUCCUGGAGCAGCAGAAACUCGACGCAUCCAGAACUCUGGAGAAAAACAAGAAGAAAGGGAAGAUCUUUUAAAGCCACAGACCAGACCAGAGCUGAAGUGUUGUACGUGCCAACCCACAGCCUGGCCUGGGCCAAUAGCAGACCGGGGCCUAGUGCCCACGCUCACACGUGCAAAGACCUUUACUUACGCACUCUUACUCUCUCUCUCUCACACACACACACACACACACACACACACACACACACACACACACACACACACACACACACACACACACACACACACACACACACACACGCAUAGGCACAAGCAAUGUACACACACAAAUACACGGGCACAAGCAAUUACACACACAUGCACACAUACACACAGGCACAAGCGUACAUAGAGAAUGGUGAGGUCUUUAAGAACUGUGCUGCAUAUUGAGUGACGGAGGGCUGAACAAGGAUCCUCUCCUGUGUGUGGGGGGGUCACUUUACGUUACAUUACUGCCACUCUUUAGGCAGGCCAAACCCCAUAUUAUAUAUAUGAUAUAUACCCAAUUCUGUACUCAGAAAAAAAGUUUAUUUUUUUCUUUUUUUCACUCUGUUUUUACCCUCCACCCCUUCUUUUAUCCAUGUAACAGCCAACAUCAAACACUUCAAAACGCGAGACAUCUCUAACUGUUGCACAAUCACUUCUCUUUCUCGCCCUGUCAUCUGUUUACCUGAUAUCAAACGAAAAAGAGAAGGACAAAACCCCAUCCUUCCUGGUGUCUGUCUGUUUUUCUUUGAGGAAAAUGCCAUCUUAACUUUUUUGUUGUUGUUGUGUUGUGAGUAAUGUUAUGCUUAAAACCUCAUUCUCUAAUGGUAUACCAUGACGCAUAGCCAAAAAACUUGAUCUCACAGAAUCCCGUGAAAUCACCAGUGUGACCAAUGUGACACAAAAUCUGUGGCAUCUUAACAGACUUUGUCAAAAUUCCGUGAUGGGGUCACGGAACUGCAUUCAUUCAUGAUCGGUGCACGGAAGUGCUGUCUCUAUUCUCACAGCUCUAUGCUCCCUCCAGCAGUUUGUCAGUUUUCUAAUGGUAGACUUGACAUAGUGCUGUGGGAAAAUAGUUUCGUGAAUCCAUCACGGAAAACACUUCCAUGAACCUGACACGGAAUUUUGGCAAAAUCUGUGAUAUUGCCAUAGAUUUUGUGUCCCAAGGGACCAUGUUGAUUUUAUGGAAUUCUGUAAGAUUAGGCUGCCAAAAAAAGAAAAGAAUCUGUCACCAAUCACUCUUACAUCUUAAAGAGAUGGAGGUCCGGAACCUGCCUUCCUCUCACAGUUUUUAUAAACUAUCCAAAAUAUUUCCAGACGUUAAAAAAAAGAAACGCUUUUCUGUGUCUAGCCACUAGCAUUGGACCACCAUUUAUAUCGUAAUUCAUUGUUAUAUUUCAUUUAGUUUAUUUUUAUAUAAAUAUAUAUACCGAGCCAGCUUAAGUAAUAUUUUUUGUAUGUUAAAAGGAGGCUUCUUGGAGAGGCUUGUGAAUUGGAUUGACAGGUUCAAAUGAAUUCAUAACGCAGGGGAUGCUAUAAAAGAGUUAAAAAAUGAACAUUUGUCAUAAGCAUUUACAAGGCUUGUGUGUAACUUUGACACAAGUUAUACUACCGCCAAGUACACGUCUACAGCGUUUUUGUUUUUUUUUCCCUUCUUUUUGUCAUGUACUCCUGUAUUUUUAUUUUAUUUUUCAUUUGUAUUGUACAGUCACUUAAUAAACUUGUGAAGAUACAGGCUAA
This is a messenger RNA of Engraulis encrasicolus (European anchovy), 3136 nucleotides long. Its product is annotated as septin-7. Gene Ontology annotation, molecular function: GTPase activity; molecular adaptor activity; GTP binding. Gene Ontology annotation, cellular component: microtubule cytoskeleton; cell division site; septin ring. The record is from RefSeq and is a predicted model, not a curated record. Gene Ontology annotation, biological process: intracellular protein localization; cytoskeleton-dependent cytokinesis; cilium assembly. Lineage: Eukaryota; Metazoa; Chordata; Actinopteri; Clupeiformes; Engraulidae. The coding region runs from base 1 to 1446 and encodes 481 amino acids. The transcript has 15 exons.